Molecule: messenger RNA, 2765 nt
Organism: Clunio marinus
Lineage: Eukaryota; Metazoa; Arthropoda; Insecta; Diptera; Chironomidae
Source: the annotation of a GenBank genome assembly
AUGUUCCUGCCGGAUACUGUACGUAGCUGCAUGAUUGAAACAGACGUGUCAUCUUACUUGCAAACGACAUCAUCUGGACAGGUUGAAAGAAAACUAAAAGAUGAAAAUAUUAUUUUCAAUCAUGGAAAAAAAUCAAAACAUACCCUUACAAUCAUUGGCAGAAUUUCAUUAAUUUUUGCUUUAACUAACCGAGAAACAACUGAGAGAAAGAAAGAUGAGUUUCAUCCGUUCAUUGAAGCUCUUUUGCCGUUUGUUAAAUCUUUUUCUUACACGUGGUUCAAUCUACAAGCCGCCAAACGUAAAUAUUAUAAAAAACAUGAAAAGCGAAUGUCUUUAGAAGAGGAACGCCAUUGCAAAGACGAUUUGCAGAAUGAAAAACCUGAAGUAAAGCAAAAAUGGGCUUCACGUUUACUGGGAAAAUUAAGAAAAGACAUCACACAAGAGUGCCGUGAAGAUUUCGUUCAAAGUAUAACUGGAAAAAGACAAUCAAUAUGUGUACUUUCAAAUCCCGAUCAAAAAGGAAAAAUGAGACGAAUUGAUUGUCUUCGGCAAGCUGAUAAGGUUUGGCGGCUUGAUCUUGUUAUGGUUAUUCUAUUCAAAGCAAUACCACUUGAAAGUACUGAUGGUGAACGACUGGAAAAAAAUCCCGAAUGUUCUCAACCUGGUCUUUGCGUAAAUCCUUAUCAUAUAAAUGUUUCUGUUCGUGAACUCGAUUUAUAUUUGGCGAACUUUAUAAAUAGCCAUGAUUUCAUUAGUAGCACAAGUUACAAUAGUAAUAACAGCAACAGUACAACAGACAGCAAGAAAAAUGAAGACCGAAAACAUAAAGUAUACGCACAAAAUCCUUACAAUGGCGUUGUUUAUAAUGAUAUCAUUUUGGCAACUGGAGUGUUUUCAUCAAAGGAACUGUGGAAAAUGUCAAAGGCAUCAAUUCUUAAUGACAUAAGUGAAAAUACCAUGGGAUCGAAUGCUAGUAGCAGUAAUGGGAGUGCAACGAACAAUACCGGCAACAUUAAACUAGAAAAUACGUCCUAUUUCUGUAACAGUUAUUCAAAUUCUAUUCAAAGUGGUUCUCCAGCGAUUACAGCUAUCACAGGUGGAUAUAUUGAUGCGAACGCAGGGUUUUCUGUUAUACUUCGUCCCGGAGAGCAGAUAAAUUCUAAUCACAGUCAUGAAUCUUUAGCCAUCCAACGCUAUACUCCACAUCCAACAUCACGUCUUGUAAGCGUCAAUCAACCACGUCAAGAUGAAGUAAUAUUACAUCAGCACAAUCAGCAGCACAAUGUUUUGGCUCAACAAGCUGUUAGUACCGGUUCUGUUUUUUAUCAGAAUAGUCCAUCAACUUCAGAUGUUAACUCGGGGGAUAAUCAUAAUCAGAAUCAUGAAGAUCGAGCGGGAGCGACAAACGCAAAUACAAAAUAUAGUGAAUGUCAAACAAAUGGACACGAUACGUUAUCAGAUUUUGUUACCUUCGUGUGUCAAGAGACAGAACAAAGCGAGCAAAAUCAAAGUCACAGGAAUAGUCCAAAAUCUCAACAAUAUCCGCAAUAUAACACAAUGUUACCACCUCCACCCUUACCACCAAUGGCUCGACCAGUAGCAAUUAUACGUUCGAGUGAUCUUUCGUUAGUUAAUUCGCCACCUACUUCUAAUACUCCUCCGACGACAAUGUCAUCGCCACAUCAAGAGCACCAAGACUCUCACAUGUGUCAAAAUGAAGCAAACCAUUCACCACCCCUUAGCCCUCAAUCAGAAAUUGAUAGAAAAGGCUUAUCAAGAAUUUCAAGUCCCUAUUCGAAUAGUCGUGAUUUUACUUUCAACCAUUUUCAUUCACAACAAUCUCAGUUAUUCAGUUAUCCAAGCUCAAUAUCGACAAUAUCAGGAGUGAUUAGUCCUACAAAUCUUAGUUUAUACUCUACUCCUGUUACAACUCCUAGAACCACAGCUCGAACACGUUGGAAUAAUCCAUUUAUGCUUGAAGAAGAUUUUAAUAUGAUCACUCAUCCAGUGUCAAGUAACAAUCCGGAAGGAAAUUCUGUGAUUCUGAUGGAAGAAGAUAGAUUUUUUCAAACAUCAGCAACAACAUCUGAUUCUACAGCCUCACAUUUAAAUCAUGGCUUAAUCGUUGCUUCAUCAGCUUCUGCUGUAUGUACAAGUGAGCACGCUUCUUCUUUGACUCAUUCAGCUGCGCAACAACUAAUCGAUAAGCAUGGGAAUCUUAUGAUUUCACCAAAACAUGAAGUGCUCUAAACAGACGUCUUUAUUGAGAUAAAAAUUGCUCAAACACUCUUAAAUGACAAUAAAGCAAAGAUUGUCUAAUAAAACUUAUAAAAUAAACAUACCCGAAGCCUAAGGUAAUGUGCCUUUGUACAGUUGGUGAAAUGAUCAUUGCAGAACUUAUUUUAAUAGUUUUGAACGAUUUCGAAAUAUGUAUGUACUAGAAAAAUUAACAUUUUCUACAUGAUGUAUAACCUUUGGAACUUCCAUAAGAUGCCAUGAUUCAGUCGAAGUUUUACUCAAUACUCGAUAAAGUUAAAUAGUUUAGGUCCUUUAAUAGACGAAACUUUUUUUUGCCUACUAAAAUCUGAUAAUUUUCCAUUUUGUCGUUAAAAAUUAAGCAAUACUAGAAAAUAUUUAAGCAAAGAAAUCAAUAAAUAUUUACAUAGAAUACUUUAAAACCGACAUGCAUAUAUCUAAUGAAAUUAUGAGAUAUGAAUAGAUUGAAAAAGAUUAAGAAGGCAUGUAAUGAGGUAUGUGAUCUGGCC